UACGCCGCUUACGUCACCACCGUCAUGUGUUUGCUAUGUAAACUGUCAGCCGGGCUGUUACCAAAGCACGCGUGUCUCAGCUAUGUUGAACGUCCAGAGCCUGUAGGACAGCAGUGAGUGACACACUGUGGGGAAACUAAACGCACAGAGACGGAUGUGUGUGUUCAUGGCAGACUCCGUGGAUGCUUGGACAUUUUAGCAGAAGGGGGGGACAACAAUGAUUGGGCAAAGUUCAGCUCCUGCAGCCGGCGAAGACAUCAGUCCCCUCCAGCAGAUGGUGGCGUCCGGCUCUGGAGCCAUCCUCACGUCCCUGCUGGUCACACCUUUGGAUGUUGUGAAGAUCCGACUUCAAGCACAGAAAAACCCCUUCCCCAAAGGGAAAUGCUUCGUCUACUGCAAUGGACUGAUGGACCACAUAUGUGUUUGUGAAAAUGGUAACUCGAAGGCCUGGUACAAAGCUCCCGGUCACUUCAGUGGCACACUGGAUGCCUUCGUGAAGAUCGUACGCCAUGAGGGAGUAAAGGCAUUGUGGAGUGGUCUACCUCCAACCCUUGUGAUGGCCGUCCCAGCUACGGUGAUCUACUUCACAUGUUACGAGCAGCUUUGUGCAGCACUCAGGGUCAGGAUGGGCGCCUGUGCCGACGAGGCCCCCCUCCUGGCGGGAUCUCUCGCCAGAGUGGGUUCGGCCACAGUAAUCAGCCCCCUGGAGCUGAUGCGCACUAAGCUGCAGUCUCAGAAACAGUCGUACAGGGAGCUGACGCACUGCAUCCGCUCAGCCGUGGAGACGGAGGGCUGGCUGUCUCUGUGGAGAGGUCUAGGACCCACGCUGCUCCGGGACGUGCCCUUCUCGGCAAUGUACUGGUACAACUACGAGAAGAGCAAGAGCUGGCUGUGCGAAAGGUACAACUCCAGAGAACCUUCAUUCAGCAUCAUCUUCUUAUCUGGAGCAGCGUCUGGCUCUAUUGCGUCCGUUGUGACAUUACCUUUUGAUGUUGUCAAAACAAGAAGGCAGGUCGAGGUGGGAGAGCUACAAGCGAAGAAUUUGACGAGUAAGAUCUCCCCCUCCACCUUCAGCGUGAUGAGCAGAAUUGUUGCACAGGACGGCUUUGGUGGACUGUUCGCAGGUUUCCUCCCCAGGGUGAUCAAAGUGGCCCCAGCCUGUGCCAUCAUGAUCAGCAGUUAUGAGUUUGGAAAGGCCUUUUUCCGCAAACACAACCAGGAGAGGAUCCUCGGGCCGCUACAGACCAACACCUGAAUUUUUUUUCAUUCACUUCUCUCAAUGACUACUGCUACAUUAUACCUGUGAGGGGGAAGAUAAGGUUGCCAAAUUUAAAACAAGCAGAAAUGGGAGUGAAAAAAAUAAACCGCUUGACCCAUUUCUACAUUACAAAUUCUAGCUGAUCAAAAUAUAUAUAAUAAUAUUUAUGAUUUCAUAUUCCAUGACUUUAGGUUCACUGCUUUAUACCCUGUACGCACAACUUAAAAGAAAUAAUUUCGAUGUUCAAAUCCCAUGGUAUUUGAUGCAUUAAACAGCCAGCAGAUGGCAGCCACAGUUUUGUAAAUAAUGUAAUUACCCAGAUCCCUCAUCACUGGGAUUAUGUGCAUUGAUCCUGAAGUCCUUUAAUUUUGUUCGACUGUGUGUAAGUGUUUCUCACAGUCAAAAAAAAGAUUUUUUUGCACUUGCACUUCAAUCCUGUGAAUGUGUUUGUAGACAUCAAAACUCCCUCAGAACUUGCAGUACAUAGAAUAAGUUAAUUGUUGGACCGACACGUUUGGGCUUGUGGCCUUCAGCACAGUCGAAACUCAUUAUUUUAUAAAUUUAAAGAGCCGUUGUCGGGCAUUGCUUUGAGAACAGAAUUUUUAUUGCUCCCCCUUCCUACACCAGUGUGUCUAACACUGCUUAACUGUAUAACUGCCCCACAUUUAAGCAGACGCAACAUGUUAGAUGGUAUUCAGCUCCAAGUGCCUUUGAAAAUGUGAUUAAAUUACCCCAAAAAAAUGGAUGAACCCGAUGUCUAGCAAUGAAGUUCUGUAUACUAAAUGAGUUGCUGGAGUUUUAUCCCCUUCUCCGUGCACUUUGGAAGUAGGUGAAUUUGUGCCAGAAACCUCUUUUAUCACCAUACCCGUUCAUUGUGUUAUAAAAACUCAAAUAUUAGCAUCCAAUUUCACAGUUUCAGCAAGUGGAGUUUAUUCAAAAUGAAGAUUAAAAAGGUAAACAUCCAUAAAA
Molecule: messenger RNA, 2227 nt
Organism: Scophthalmus maximus (turbot)
Lineage: Eukaryota; Metazoa; Chordata; Actinopteri; Pleuronectiformes; Scophthalmidae
Gene: slc25a40
Product: solute carrier family 25 member 40
Exons: 10
Coding region: 218-1255 (345 amino acids)
Biological process (GO): mitochondrial transmembrane transport
Source: RefSeq, a predicted model, not a curated record